GAAAAUAAAUAAAACUGUGGAGGACAGGAAUGAACGUAUGGUGAGUGGUGACUGGGAAGCGCUCUUGGCAUGGCAAAUUUCCCGCCAAUCCUGGUCUCUUGCGGUCAAUGCUCUUCCUCUCUCUCUCGCCUUCCCAUUCCCUCAGCCUUCCGCUUAUCGCAUUUUCCAGGAUUUUUUGGACCAGAAUCACAAGACUGAAAUUUCAAGGUGUUCUCAAAGAUUUGGAUUCAAGCUGAAUGGCUCAUCAUUGCAAGUAAUCUGAAGAAAUAGAACCACCAUUAAUGGUUCCUUUUGAACAUAUGUCAUGGUGCUUGUUCUAUACAGCUAUGGCAUACACUUGAACUGAACAUCUUUUUGGGCCUCAAAGAAGAGAUUCUACAUAUUGCGGAAUUACUAUUUGUUUGUUUUAUCCAAGAGACACACUAUAAGUAAUGGAAAUUCAACAGGCGCCACCUCAGCUAUCCCGAGUUGGGGGUUUGCAAAAACAAACAAGUGCGCCUCCUUUGGAGCAUGGCUUUGGUUUAUUGGGAUCUAUGCUUUUACAUGGAGAGUUAGACUUAUGGAUUAUGGAAGCCAAAUCCCUACCAAACAUGGAUCAAGUAAAAGGUUUAGCCCAAUUCAAUGAUCGUGACACCAGUGAUCCAUACGUAUCAGUAUGCGUGUCCGGAGCAAGUAUAGCUCGAACAGCUGUGAUCCGAAAUUGUGAAAACCCUUCAUGGGAUGAGCAUUUUCGGGUGCCCAUAGCUCAUUCAGUCGAGAAAGUGGAGUUUCAUGUAAAGGACAAUGACGGUUUAGGGGCAGAAAUGAUUGGCUCCGUGGAUAUACCCGUAGAUGAUAUCCUUGAUGGGAAUGAAGUAAAUGGUUGGUUCCCCAUCCUUGGAUCUUCGGGCUCUCCCGUGAAAGCUGGAGCUGAAUUGCAUCUCUCUAUUCAUUAUAGGCCCGUUGNAAACCUUUUUACCCAUCAUCAGAAGUGUGUUCUUGUUGACACUGAGGCUCCUGAUUAUUGUAGAAAAAUUACAGCCUUUAUUGGUGGCCUGGAUUUGUGUGAUGGCAGAUAUGACACCCCUGAGCAUCGUAUUCUUACUGAUCUCGACACUAUCUUUGAAAAUGAUAUUCACAACCCUACAUUUUCAGAUUCCGUGUCUGGCCCAAGACAACCAUGGCAUGAUCUACACUGUAAAAUUGAGGGUCCUGCUGCAUAUGAUGUACUGACUAACUUUGAACAAAGAUAUAGAAAAUCCGCAAGACGAAUGUAUUUAAAUAUGAAAAAGAUUAGGCAUCGGAGUGCAGAUGCUUUGCUGAAUGUGAGACUAAUUCCUUACAUUAAUCUCCCUUCUGCGGGCCCCGAUGGCCAACAUUGUGUACAUGUAACUAGUGAAGAUGAUCCAGAUAACUGGCAUGUGCAGGUGUUUAGAUCAAUUGAUUCUGGAUCUGUCAAGGGAUUUCCAAAGGAUGUUAAGGAAGCUGAGGCCCAGAAUCUUGUCUGUGGAAAGGCUUUGCGAAUAGAUAGAAGCAUACACAUUGCAUAUGUGAAUGCAAUAAGAUUUGCUCAACGCUUUGUUUACAUAGAGAAUCAGUAUUUUAUUGGCUCUUCGUAUAACUGGUCCUCACACAGAUAUGCAGGUGCUAACAAUCUAGUGCCUAUGGAAAUAGCUUUGAAUAUUGCCAGUAAAAUAGCAGCAUAUGAGGAUUUUGCUGUGUAUAUUGUGAUUCCAAUGUGGCCUGAAGGCAUCACUACCAGUUCUGCAGUCCAGGAAAUUCUCUUUUGGCAGCACCAAACAAUGUCUAUGAUGUAUAAAAUCGUGGCACGGGCUCUUGAAAGUGCGGGCCUCUCUGAACGCCAUCCUCAAGACUACUUGAACUUUUAUUGCCUUGGUAAGCGAGAACCUGCUACCCCAGGAAGUGACAAUGAACCUAGUACACCUCCACAUGACCGUGCAUUGAGAUUAUCUCAAAAGUUCCGCAGAUUUAUGAUCUAUGUACAUUCCAAAGGUAUGAUAGUUGAUGAUGAAUAUAUCUUAAUGGGUUCUGCAAAUAUCAACCAGAGAUCUUUGAGUGGAUCCAGAGACACAGAAAUUGCUAUGGGAGCUUAUCAACCACAUAAAACGUGGGCCACCAAGAAAAGCCUUCCACAAGGCCAGGUCUAUGGCUACAGAAUGUCUCUGUGGGCCGAGCAUCUAGGAGAGCUGGAGGCUUGCUUUCAAAAGCCACAGAGCAUCAAAUGUGUCAGGCGCGUGAACGAGAUCGCCAGAUACAACUGGAAAGCCUUUGUGGCAGAUGAGUACCAAGAUAUGAGGGGGCAUCUGAUGCCAUAUCCGGUUCAGGUGAGCCGGUCCGGAGAGGUCACCUCUCUGCCCGGUUUUGAAUGCUUCCCCGACGUCGGGGGAAGCAUUCUCGGAUCCUCCACUAAUCUCCCAGAUGCUCUCACUACAUAAAGCACUUGAGGCUUGUAGAGACAAUUGGAAAUGAUGGAAAAUCACUCAAUGAAAGGGCUAAGAUAUG
Molecule: messenger RNA, 2502 nt
Organism: Cuscuta campestris
Lineage: Eukaryota; Viridiplantae; Streptophyta; Magnoliopsida; Solanales; Convolvulaceae
Source: the annotation of a GenBank genome assembly